Molecule: messenger RNA, 605 nt
Organism: Ceraceosorus guamensis
Lineage: Eukaryota; Fungi; Basidiomycota; Exobasidiomycetes; Ceraceosorales; Ceraceosoraceae
Exons: 1
Coding region: 8-235 (75 amino acids)
Source: RefSeq, a predicted model, not a curated record
UGCACGAAUGCUUCACACUCGGGCACGCAUUCCUACCUCUUUAGCAGUCUACCUGCCCCUCACCCUCGCCAUCGAGUCUGUAGGCGUCGAUACAACAGCCAAGCUCGCCCUCUACGUUGAAGCGUUCGCUCUCACUCGAGGCCUCUGCCAAAGCCCCGAACUCUUUCCGAGCUUCCGACGAGCGAUCGUCAAGCAGCAAAUUUCGAUCGCCUCGCGCUCAUUUCAGCCAGAUUGAUCGUCUGUGCGACGGAGAGCUGAUAGGUGUUGCAAGGGCGAGAGAGGCCUUUGCUUCGUAGCUUUGACGCCUCACAAAGAAUCGUCAAUCAAGGGCGCUGCGAGGGGCAGAGAGACGCAGAAUUGGCUUGGAAGGCCAUUCUCGCUCUCCAUUCACGCUCUCCAUUCACGCUCGCCAUCUAGCCAAGUCCUCGACAGCGCGACCGUCAUGGAUACCUCGAACUCUUCGCGGUCCACCACCUCGCGCCCACGCACGCUCAGCUCCUCGAAGCCGCGAAUGAAGCACACUGCAUCUUUCACUUUCACUGGUGCAAAUGCACUGGACCGAUCAGGCGCAACGGACUGGUCCAGACCACCUUCACCCUUGUUAC